CGCCUCGGCGCCGACCGGGCGCCAUUUUGCGCACUUCUCCACGUUGACGUUUGCAGCCGGUUUGAAACAAACGUUGUGGGGUGGGGGGGAAAAAAAAUAACGCUCGCACACAAACGCUGGUGUUUUUUUUCUUUUUAAAGAAAAAACAUCCACGGAGAGGAAAUGUCUCGGGAUCGUUUUAGGAACCGCACGGGAUUCCAGAGGCGCGGCGGCAUGAGCCCUCCGUUCCGCGGCGGUGGCGGCAGCAGCCGCAACAAUGUGAAUAUCCCCACCCGCCCGAACGGAGCGGGAAACGUGGCCGAGGCCCUGAAGCAGCAGCCGGCGCCUUCCGCGCAGAGCCAGGCGGCGGGGACGGCAGCGACGGUGGCGCCGGCGGCGGCCCCCACGCAGACCCCGCCUCAGAAGUCGCCGGCGCAGGCCUCGCAGAAGCCUCAGGAGCCCGACAAGAAGAACGGCGACGCGGCGCCCGCCCAGCCCCCACCGGUGGCGGCGGCCGGGGCUAGAGGCGGGGGCGGCGGCGAGGGCAAGCCGUCCUACCAAGGGACCGACAACCAGAACCGCCAGCCACGCGACAACAAGCCGACCGAGGGCGAAAUGCGGCAGGCCCAGGAGGUGCUGCGGGCCCAGCUCUCGCUGCUCCGCAAGCCCGGCGAGAAGACCUACACCCAGCGCUGCCGCCUCUUCGUGGGCAACCUGCCCGGCGACAUCACCGAGGACGACUUCAAGAGGCUCUUCCAGAAAUAUGGCGAACCCGGCGAGGUUUUCAUCAACAAAGGCAAAGGUUUCGGCUUCAUCCGCCUGGAAAGUAGAACUUUGGCUGAAAUAGCCAAAGCCGAACUUGAUGAUACGCCUAUGAGAGGCCGACCACUUCGUAUCCGUUUUGCCACACAUUCUGCUGCACUGACUGUCCGCAAUCUCUCUCCUUAUGUCUCAAAUGAAUUGCUGGAGGAAGCUUUCUCCCAAUUUGGUCAAGUGGAGAGAGCUAUUGUAAUCGUAGAUGAUCGUGGCAGAUCAACGGGCAAAGGAAUAGUUGAAUUUGCUACAAAACCGGCUGCGCGGAAGGCACUUGACCGAUGCAGUGAUGGAGUGUUCCUCUUAACAGCAUCUCCUCGUCCUGUAAUUGUGGAACCAAUGGAACAGUAUGAUGAUGAAGAUGGCCUUCCAGAAAAGCUUGCCCAAAGGAACCCAAUGUAUCAGAAUUGUGCCUCCCUUGCUUUCAGAGAGAGAGAGCAUCCUCCUCGUUUUGCUCAGCAUGGAACAUUUGAGUUUGAAUAUUCCCAGAGAUGGAAGUCACUUGAUGAAAUGGAAAAACAACAGAGAGAACAAGUAGAAAAGAACAUGAGAGAGGCCAGGGAUAAGUUGGAAAAUGAGAUGGAAGAUGCAUACCAUGAACAUCAAGCAAUGUUGUUGAGGCAGGAUCUUAUGCGGCGCCAAGAAGAGCUGAGGCGCAUGGAGGAGCUCCACACCCAAGAAGUUCAAAAGCGUAAACAGCUUGAAUUGAGGCAAGAGGAAGAGCGUCGCAGACGAGAGGAGGAAAUGUUGAUGCGACAAAGGGAAAAAGAGGAGAUGAUAAGGCGCCAGAGGGAGGAGAACUUCCGCAUGGGUUACAUGGAUCCUAGAGAGCGUGAAAUGCGUAUGGCUGCAGGAAUGGCAGAACAAUAUACUGCUGCAAACCAAAGCUUCCCACCAAUGGCAGCAAUGGCCUAUGAAGGUCACAGUACAUUGAGUAGUCCUGGAGGACCCAGUGCGAUGCCUGGACAGAUGAUGAGCGCCAGUGCAAACACCGGUGACAUGGCAGGGCGUAAUGACCGCUUUGGACAGGGGACACCAGGUCCAAUGAAUGCUCAGCCCCCACGUCCUAUGGGGCCUACUGGUCCCAAUUUUAAUAGAGCGAGAGAAGAAUAUGAAACAGCUAACAAGAAGCCUAGAUACUAAAAUUUAUAGCUCUCCUUUAGUGUGCAUUCCAGAUAGUCUCCUUUAGAUGGAAACUCUUCAUAAAUGCGUUUUUUUUUAGUUGGUGGCAAAGUUGCAUUUUAUGCCUAUUCAGAUUUGUGUAUUGACUAAACUUUGUAAACUGUAACAAUUCACGCUGGCACAUUGUGAAUGUUGAAUUAUGUCAAGCAAGUGAUAGUGCAAAUAGGCAUCUUUUCCCAGUACUUCAAAUGUACACUGAAGUGCCAUUAAACCUCUAGAAAGUAUGCUCCAUGUAUCUUUUGAGUCAUUGUAGAAGCAUGUUAAAUUGUGUAGGCUAAAUGCUUGUUUUGAAAUGGUGGAUUCUGUAUUUUGGUCGUCUUUUUAAAUUAAAACUCAUUCGUAGUGCUAAUUUGAAACGAGUUGUUUUUAACCAAGAAUAAAGUCUCUGCCAAAUAGUGGCAAAUUAUAGGCUUCCAUAAAUGGGACAAAGUAUUGCUGACUAUUGCAAACUUUGUACCAUUUAUCAAAGUUAAUUCAAUAAGGUAAGGAUUGAUGGGAAUUAAGCGCAACAAAAACUGGCUUUAAAUUGUAACACAUUUUUAUUUCUGCUUGAGAUCUUAUGGUUACUUUAAUUUAAAUUUAGGUCAAAGAGCAUUAAAUAGAACUUUUCUAAUAGGUUUUAAAAUUUUCAAAAAUAAUUAUUUUUGUCGUUCUAGUUUUGGAUCCCAGAAACCUGCAAGCCAAAUUCUGUCAGUUGUACCAGUGAAGUCCACUGACAAAUCUAGGUUUCUGAUUUGGCAAAUACAUUUGAGAUUUGAGUGUUUGAAAAUGUUGGGAGGGCAGGAUGAUUGAUUAUGUUGCAGUAGUACUUAUGUUAAAUGUUUAGACUGGUGCUAAACUCUAUUCUACUUCAAUUUUUUCUCUGUUUUAAUUUACUAUCAAGAUUAAAGCCGAUCUCUGGUCGUCAUUCUGAGCGACCUUGCCUUGUGAUCUUAGGUAGUGAAGCUGUCACUUUGGACACAAGCCUUCUUUAGCCUGCAGUUUUUCCAUUAAAGGUGGUUUGAAGCAAUUGGGGGGCCCCUAGCUGACAAUUUUUCUUUGCCCCAUGGAAUCCGAAGCUCAUCAUGGUGUCCUUUUUCUUUGGCCAACUUGUUCUAAUUGGAUCCAACGAAUGUCGAGGUUUCCAAUUCUAGGCUCUAUUGAUGUUUUUAUGGUGUUGAGCAUGUUUUCGGAAACUAUAGAAACCUAGAAUAGGCCAUUCGACCCUUCAAAUCAGCUCGGUCAUUCAAUAUGAUCAUUGCUGAUCAUCCAAAUUCAGUACCCCGUUCUGGCCUUUCCCCCCCAGACAUGCAUUUUGGCAGUGCCAGCUGCAUUCAAAUUUUUAAUUUAAUUGAUUUUGUUGCUACUGCAUUUUUUCCUAUUGGGUUUAGACAAUUUCAGAUAAAUAUAACGUCCCACCUGUGUUUGAACUGUUCUCGUCCAUUCCAAUUUGGGUAGAUAUGAGGUAUUCUGAAACUGUCCAGCCUGUCCUAAAUCCAUUUGGUGGAUUAGAAAUCAAUUCAUAGCAUAACCUCAUACUUUGUAAGUGAGGAGUCUGUAUGGCUUGCUGAUAAAUGUCAUUGGUUGUCUUGCCAUAUGAUGCCACUAAGAUGUUACAAUAACUCAAAAUAUAAUGAUGCCCGAUUACUCUGUCCUACCUAGAAGAGUAGAUACUUUUUAGUUUUAGGCCUGUAAAUUAAUUUAUUGUGACUUGCAGAAAAUAAAUUUGGCCAGCAGCAUCCCAGAUCUAACGUUUGGUAUUCUGAAACUUGAGCAGUAGUAAUAGAAAUGUGUAUUUGAAUAGUCAAUGCAGUAAAAAGCGUGAGGACAAUGUGCACAACAUCUAGUAAACAUACCCAUGUGUUUCUGGUGUUGAUGCACAUUAAUCUUUGGACCUUCUGCAUCACCAACAAAACCAGAACAUUUUGUGGAAUCUUAUUUGGACGUGGGGAUUUUUUUUUAAGUAUGUGUGCAUGUGGUUAAAAUUCUACCAGACAGAUUUGCUGUGAAACUGGGACAGGAUCUAAAAAGUGGAGUUCUGAAGACUUAUUUUUAGUUUCCAAUGAACUUAAUACCUGGUGAAAGAUGUUCUCUGAACGAUUUGCAAUUUAUGAUCCAGAAAACCUUUUUAAACUACUGACCUACUAUGGGUCCAACUGUUACCUUGUGAAGGUUUCACCUAAAACUUCAUUUGAAAAGUUGGUCCUCUUGCAUCGUGAAUGACUAAUUGAAAAAUUUCAAUAAUUGGAAUCCAGUAGCAUUUCUGGGAGGUGCAGAUCUGCUCAUAAGAAUGAAUUUGCAACAGGAUGCCUGGACCACCAGAACGUGACUUCUAUCUAUGUCUUCUGCCUAUAGAAGCUGAAGAGCUUCAAUGGGUAACUGCAAACCAAGCAGUAACAUGCUGUGCCAACAAAUAAUUGCUGUUUAGCAUUGUGAUAAUGGUAAGUGUUAAAACUUAUUUGUGGGGAUGGGUGGUGGGGCAUGUUUGAACAUAUAAUCAAAUCCACUGGUAUGAUUUUUAUACAGUUCUACUAGCCGUAAGUGCAGUUUUCUAGUGAGGGGCAACUAUUUUAUCAUUCGUUAAUUUUUUUAUUAAUAGCCAGGAUCGGAUAUUUUUAAAUCAAAAUUCUGGGGUGAUUUAAUAUGUAACUUGAGGGCUGCUUACUUGCUUGAGUCCUAACUUAUCAAUGGAGAUAUUUAAAAAUCCCAGGCUAUGCAAUGUAGUUAUUUCCAAAGUGAAUAAUUUGCCCACUUUCUAAAUAACGCUAAUUAAAAUCUACAUCUCUUUGAUGAUGGCUUCACUUUGUUCCCUUAAAAUUGCUGCAUUUGAACAUGGGUUUCAUAAUUUAAAUAGGUUUAGUAUAUUUAAGUGGGGAUGAUAAACCAGGGCCCUGUUCAAAUCUAUAUAGUAAUUUGAUAGAUUUGGUUUUGUGAUGUUACUUGUAAUUAGGGGCUUUUGUGAGCCCUUUGAGCUCACCAGUUUGGGGAAUUUUUAGUUCUUUAGGUGUUACAAGCGGAGCUUAGAACUAUUUUUGCAAUGCCCAGUUUUCAAAAUUUUUGAUGCCACAACUUGGUGCAUUUAGUUGCAAUAGGGGUAUGCUUUUUGUGAAUUUGAAAUUGGAGCAAAGUUCCUUUGGCCUGAAAGGCUCGCUUAUACAUUUUUAGAGAUAUGAGCUUGGUGUAUGGUAUCAGUUAAUCUCAAUACAUGUAAAGGAAAGUUUAGUUGUUGCCAUCUUGGUAUUCAGGCGCUGAAUUUUGUAAUGCCCAUUAAGUCUGGGAACAAAUUGAAAUAACUUGUCUUCCCCAGUAUUCUUUGGUGGAAGUUAUAACAGUUUCAGAUUCUCAGGUCACAUGGCAACGCAUCUGAGUUACAAGCCAGCAAGUGGCUGCUGGCAGCCAAUUGUGCUGCAUCCUUGCAAGUAAUGCCACUCUACAACGAAUAAUUACAGUCAGCUUGUCUGCAAUACAUUACAUUGAGGAUCUGUAGUACUGCAAAUGGGAUUGGGCAGUAAGACCUGGAGAAUAGUAUUCCUGCUUGUUCUGCGGUACACAGUACAGACUGCAUACAGGCAUGGUAGCGCUUGAUGCUUGUUGAUUGGUGCAUUAAAAUUGCCACUUCCAUCCACAACCAGGAUGUUUCACAUCUGGUCAUUCACCACAAGUUAUGAAGAGGGGAUCUUGGAGGACAAUCACCUGGAUGUCACGGCCACUAUUCAUGACACCAGUGUUUUCUCUGUCAAUGUAAAUAAAAUAUUUUGUAUCAA
This is a messenger RNA of Amblyraja radiata (thorny skate), 5717 nucleotides long. RefSeq names its product splicing factor proline/glutamine-rich (gene sfpq). Gene Ontology annotation, molecular function: RNA binding. The coding region runs from base 163 to 1935 and encodes 590 amino acids. The record is from RefSeq and is a predicted model, not a curated record. NCBI's taxonomy places the organism in Eukaryota, Metazoa, Chordata, Chondrichthyes, Rajiformes, Rajidae. The transcript is spliced from 12 exons.